This is a messenger RNA of Purpureocillium takamizusanense, 1479 nucleotides long. RefSeq lists its product as uncharacterized. The transcript has 2 exons. Bases 1 to 1479 code for a protein of 492 amino acids. NCBI's taxonomy places the organism in Eukaryota, Fungi, Ascomycota, Sordariomycetes, Hypocreales, Ophiocordycipitaceae. The record is from RefSeq and is a predicted model, not a curated record.
AUGAACAGGAUUGAGGAGCUAGAGAGGCGGCUUCGUGAAGCGGAAGAACGUGCCGAGAAGGAGCAGCAGCGUGCCGAAGAAGCAGAACGGGAGCGCCAAAAGGAGAGAGAUCGUGCCGAGAAGGAGCAACAACGCGCCGAAGUAGCAGAACGGGAGCGCCAACAGGAGCAACAACGCGCCGAAGAAGCAGAGAUACAGACGCGACCGACCACAUUCGACGAGUACAUCGCUGCUUGCCACGACCAUGUCUUUCGCCAGUUCAGAGUGGAAAGCGACCGGAAGCUCACGUCGAGAGGUUCGAUCACUAACCCCCGAAACAAGCUAUGCCCGACUAGCCUAGAACCAUGGUCAAACUUCUUGGAACUGCAGAGGAGCGUCUUCGAUAUCCUUUACGGGUGUGUGCCCCUCGACAACCAGGUAUUCGAGAGCCGAAACUUCCUGGCCGGUCUCGGAAGGCGGGUGGCCCAGCGAUCGAUAGCCGAUGAGAAGACGCUUGAGUACUUCAUGCAUAACAGUGUCGAAGAUCCUGUCAGAGUCAUCAUGGAUAAACUUAGACAAGUUAACGAAGUACGCGAAGCAUUCGAUGUGGGAAACGGCAUCGUCUUCGAGAACCACCCGCACGCCAUCAGCGAUGUUGCAGACGAGGUCAUGUUCAGGGAUGGCGCGUCAACGCCGCCGCAAACACCGGACCAUCGGCAAGGUCUUCAUCGGCUGCGGCCCGACCAAAUCUGCAUAUAUCGAUCGGGCAAUGAAUCAUCGCCCGAGCAGCGGGCAAUGAUUUUUGUAUCCGAAUAUAAGGCUCCCCACAAGCUCACGGCUCCGCACCUUCGCGCUGGACUACGGCCGAUGAACAUCUACAAGGAGGUCGUCAAUCGGAAGACAGUCCCGACGUCCGUGGACCCGGCCGGCCGGUUUGCAUAUCACGCAGAGAGACUGACGGCCUCUGCCCUCACUCAGACAUAUCAUUACAUGGUCCAGGGCGGUCUCAAAUACGGGCUGCUAACAACCGGUGAGGCAACUGUCUUCCUGAAGGUCGACUGGACGAAGCCUGAGACGUUGCAUUACCACCUUGCAGAGCCUGGGCCAGAGGUGCUGGCUCACCCAGAGCAUGUGCAGUCCAGCUCUGCCGUUGGACAAUAUCUUGCGUUUAGCUUGAUGGCAUUAGGUAGGCCAGGUGAACGUGUCGAACACGGUCAGGAUGAGCGCGAUCGAGCGAUGGGGAAUCUGCGCAGGUGGGCAGAGGAUUUCGAAACGACACUGCGGUCGAUUCCUGAGAGCGAACGCGUGGCAUCGGACAGUGCGUCCAGCUGGGCACCUACGACAUAUGAGGGCUUUGACCGGUCGCCAAUUACAGACCGAGGAAGGAAACGCCGUCGAAGCAGAAGAGGCGGUGAGCACCAGAAGAUUGCGCCAAGACGAAAUCAGUCGGAGUCAUCGGACGACGGGUCUGGAUAUCAGCCUCCAGUCAGCGGAUCCUAG